Molecule: messenger RNA, 3021 nt
Organism: Diatraea saccharalis (sugarcane borer)
Lineage: Eukaryota; Metazoa; Arthropoda; Insecta; Lepidoptera; Crambidae
Source: the annotation of a GenBank genome assembly
AUGAAUGUUAGUGGAGGCAACAGGUACGACAAGUGGGACCGUGACCGCGGUGGGGGCGGGAACGGGAGUGGCGGUGGUGGCGGCGGUAGCUCGGGCGGGUCGGGCGGCGCGUGGGCCGGCCGCGACCGCGAGCGAGACCGCGAGCGCGAGCGACAGGCGCGCGCGCACCAAAUGUCGCACGCUCACGCCGCUGAGCCCGACGCAUCGUCGCUUUUCCCGGCACCAUUCAGGGUGACCGGCAACCGGGACCGCGUGAGCCAGCAAGUCCAACAUAAGUUGGGUGACUACCACCUCGCGCAGUCUAUCAUCGACGACCCCAGCAAAUCAAUAGGCAUUUGUCCAGAACCGCCAAGUCCAGCGCCCUGUCCCCCGAGGCGUGAAAGCGAGUUCAAGAAACCUGCGCACGCGCCGCAAAAUGGCCGUCUACAUCACCGCCCUUACAAGAAUGAGUUGCCCGGCUCGACGGCGGCACAUAGGCCGCCCCCCCUCCGGAUUCCCAACGGCUUCCAAACUCAGAACGUCAUUGACAGCAGUCAACCGCCAAUAGAAAGCAUUUUAAAGGAGAUGAAAUCAUUACCUACACCACUGACUGUUAUUGCGGCGACGCCAAGGAAGGAACUGGAGAAUAAAUUUAUUUUUAAUCCAUACACUAAUAAGGUGCAAGAAAAUCCUCAACUGGCAGGCAACGAUCUCAAAACACCGCUCUCCAAACCCGGUGAGUACAAUAAAAUAUAAAUUUCUACUCUCGAUUUCUAUGUUUUAUAUCUUUCCAGGUAUUCGCUUAACACAUUUUUAGCGAAAUUAAAUAAUUUUCGUGUAUUUGAUAAGAAUCAAAUAUAUUUGGUUAUUUCUAUUUAUUAUUGAUAAUUCUGAACUUGAUAUAAAUAACGUUUUCACAUGCGCUUGCUAAUUUAUGUAUAUUGUCUUUUUUAUGUUUACGGAACUUGUCUCUGGUUACAUGUAUAGACAUAUAAGCACAAUAUGAAUGAUCAAUACUGAGGAAUUGUUAAUUUUGUUGGUAUAUAAUUCUUUUGCCCAACAGUUUUAAUUUAAAUUUGCUGUUCGCAUUUGCUGUAGCUAAGUCCUCGUGUUUGACACAACUAAAGGUACCACAACACUCAGAUACGAGACAAUAUAGAAAUUUUCAAAAUUGACCCGGCCGAGAAUCGAACCCGAGACCUCAGAUAUAGCGACACCUUGAAAUUUACGUACGAAACAGUGGGCUACGGAGGUUGUGAAAAAAAUAAAUAGUUAUUUAUAAAUAGCGUAAUAAUAUAUCCGCAAAGCGACUUUAGAACUCAUUAUUCACAUUCAUUAAUUUUUCCACUUUAAUUCACCUUUGAUCGUGUUUUUUUUACAUCAGCGAGACUGCGGCGCUAUAUGUUUUCUAUAUUAAGCUUUAUGUUUUAUAGUUUAAACUAUAGCGAUUUGUAUAUUGUUCUAGCAAGUGCACAUGUGUUCCUUAUAACUGCAGCACGCGAAUGUUUUGUCUUUUUUUUUUGCAAUUUAUUUAUUCGCGUCGGCGACAGGUGGUGCAGGCGGAUGAUCUGUGCUGGCGAUACGUAUAAACUGCCUCUUGAUAUUUCAUUUCACCUUUUAUUUAGGUGCAGCCAACCCAACACGCUGCAGUAAAAGCAUUUUUAAAACUUUUUCGGUAUAUAGUGUUGGUUUAUUAGUGAUGCUUGGACAUUUAGUACAAAUUAAAUGUUAAACUAUACUAACUGUACGCAAUAGAGACGGAAAAUGCAGCGAACUUGUACAUAGUAUGCAUUUCAUAAUAAAUUACUCUUUCCACGGCCAUCGUACAGCCAUUUCGUUUAUGAUAUAAAUUUAUAAUAACCGUCUAGAGCACUAACACGAAGGUUAGUCGUGCCCUUUUACAAUUUAUAUUUGCACAAAUAAUAGUUUGAUUUUUAGUUGGCGACGCUUAACUGGCAGUUAAAACGGUAAAGUUAUGAGCCAAUUAGCAAGCCACUAACCAUAAGCACGAUUUCAGAGUUUAUUCUCCAAGAUGGCGAAGCGGUAAUAACAUGCUUUCGAAACUAUAAUAAGUGCGAAUUCAUAUAAAUAAACAAAGCGAUUGUUUUAUUACUUCUUUUUGCAAACAACAAAACCUGUAUAUAUAUACAUAAUAUAUUUGGCUUUGUAUUAGUAUCUCAGCGAAAAACAUGCGAAAUAAUCCUAAAUGAAACGUGUCUUUGAAUCGCUUCUGUGUACAUGAGUCGGUGGUACCGCGAUUUGCAUAUAAGCUGCGCACGUGUCCAUAUAGGAACGUUAAGCUUCCACGUGAAAUUCCUACUUUGACGUAUGUUAAUCAACCUAAAUGUAAUGUACCCACAUGAUAUGCGGCUGGAAUAUUGAUCGAAUCAUAAAAAAGACGACAUUUUGUUUUGUUUCCACAUGAAUAUAUUGUUUUGUUUUUUAAUGUUUUAGCGAUGUUCGAAACAUUGGCUUGUUACCUGUGACUUUUGAUUGUCGUGUAAUUUUGAAACGCUAAUAUGACUGUCUAUAUAUGUUUGUUGAUAUUUAUUAGGCAACGGGAGUGGGCCUGAUACUGCCUCCGAUGCAUAGAUAAUCUUUGCGUAGGAAUAUAAAAAAAAAAUAUUAUGGAACGAUAAUACGAUUGCAAUACCUGAUAGAAAGUGAUAUUACGAUAAUAGCUGUCAGAAGUCGACACUGCUGGGUAUAUGAUUUACACAAAAUUAUAAGAACAUUUUGAAAUUAAAUUUCAAGACAAACAAAAGGCUCUGGUUGUGAUUUUCUAGGGACCACAAUCUCCUGUGUGAAAUCAAUCCAAUUAAUACACUUUUUCGUUGUGUUAAUUUAUGAUUAUAAUCUGGAAGUUUGAGAAAGUGACUUCGUAAAUUAUUUACGAACUGCCAUAUAUCAACGAAAUGUUAAGCAUCUUAUUUUCCUCCAUUCCGCGAGGACGUCAACUCUCGUUGUUUGGUAUAUUUUUCACCGUUGUGUGUGAUAUUUUCCCGGUAGCCCUGCAGCGAGCCGCAAAUAAAGCGGCGACUG